AUGGAUCUGUACGACGACGUGCUAGCGGCGAGCUCGCAGCCAGCUGAAAGCUGCACCAGCAGCUCGGAGGCACAGUCUGAGAUGCGCCAGGAGCAGUCAGCCAAGCCAAACAGCAAACCGCCCGCCAUCCUGUACACCUACAGUGGGCUGCGCAACAAACGGGCAGCGGUGUACGUGGGCAGCUUUUCCUGGGACUCUGAAUUCAGCAAUGCCGACCAGAUGGAUCUGUACGACGACGUGCUAGCGGCGAGCUCGCAGCCAGCUGAAAGCUGCACCAGCAGCUCGGAGGCACAGUCUGAGAUGCGCCAGGAGCAGUCAGCCAAGCCAAACAGCAAACCGCCCGCCAUCCUGUACACCUACAGUGGGCUGCGCAACAAACGGGCAGCGGUGUACGUGGGCAGCUUUUCCUGGUGGACAACUGACCAGCAGCUGAUCCAGAUUAUUCGCUCAGUUGGGGUCCGCGAUGUGGUGGAGCUGAAAUUCGCAGAGAACCGAGCCAAUGGCCAAUCCAAAGGGUAUGCAGAGGUGGUAGUGGCCUCCGAGAACUCAGUCCACAAGCUCCUGGACCUGCUGCCUGGCAAGAUCCUCAAUGGGGAUAAAGUGGACGUGAAACUGGCCACGCGGCAGAACCUGUCGCAGUUUGAGGCACAGGCCCGGAAACGGGUGCCGCCGAGGGCUCACUCCCGGGACUCGUCGGAUUAGAUGGACGGCCGAGACAGGCCGACGGAGCAUGCUGAGCCUGCCGCCAUGCCCCUCAUGGCCCUGACACCUCCCCCGAUGCCUCCCCCACCGCCUCUCUCCUCGAGCUUUGGAGUGCCACCUCCCCCUCCGGGAAUCCAUUACCAGCAUCUAAUGCCCCCUCCUCCACGACUGCCCCCUCACCUGGCCGUGCCACCUCCAGGGGCUGUCCCACCCGCCCUGCACCUCAAUCCUGCCUUCUUCCCCCCACCAAACGCAGCACUGGGCCCCCCGCCAGACACCUACAAGGCCUCCGCAGCAUAUAACCACAGCAGUCGAGAGCUGGGCCCGCUGCCCGCCCCGGUGAGCGAAGCCGAGUUUGAGGAGAUCAUGGACAGGAACCGGGCGAUUUCCAGCAGUGCCAUUUCCAAAGCGGUGUCUGGGGCCAGCGCAGGGGAUUACAGUGACGCCAUAGAGACCCUGCUCACGGCCAUCGCCGUCAUCAAACAGUCGCGCGUCGCCAACGACGAGCGGUGCCGUGUCCUCCUCUCCUCCCUCAAGGAUUGUCUUCAUGGGAUCGAGGCCAAGUCCUACAGCAUGGGCGCCAGCAGCAGCUCCUCCAGAAAAAGACACCGAUCUCGGGAGAGGUCACCCAGUCGGUCCCGCGAGAGCAGCAGGAGGCACCGGGACCCGCUCCACAAUGAGGAUCGGCACGAGGACUAUUUCCAAGAACGGAACCGGGAUCAUGAGAGACAUCGGGACAGGGACAGAGAACGGGACCGGCACCACUGAGAAAGGAGUUUGGUUGGCAGUAAGUGUUUUUAAUGGACUUGUAUCUCCUCACCUCGAUCAGGACUGAAGGACGGAGGCCGCUCCACCCCUCUCCUCCCCACUGCCCCCAGCUUCUUCCAGGCACCCAGGGAAAGUCACGUCGCCUGCAGGACUCCAGCUGGCACCCGGUGGCCUCGGGACCCACACUCGCUGCUGCUGCUUCCUGGGGCAAUGCUGGAAGACGUGGAGUUAGGGAGGGAUAGCGUCGGGGCCACUGUGAGCAGGGCGUGCUCCCAUCCACGGAUACUCGGACCCAAAGAGAAAUGGUGCUUUUCCAUGGAAGCUUGUGAGCUCCUUCCUCUCCGUGGCCCUUCUGGGGACAGCUGGAAGGGAAUCUAUUGCCUCCUGUGUGCUGGGGAGGGUUGGUGGGGUGCAGAUAUCCCUGCGGGGUGUCUGGUGCCUGGCCUGCUUGGCUCACUGGGGCCAGUAUCCAUGUCCUCCCAAGGUACACUGUCUUCUCGUCCUGGGGGAGCUCUCCUGAGGAGCGUGAUCCCUUCUCCCAACUAGUUCUAGGCCUGGCUUGUCUGGCCCCUUGUACUCAGCUUAGAGAACAGCAUUUCCCCUUGCCUCGUGGGGAGCAGGUGGGCUGCUGCGCCCCAUCACCUCUUUCUGCUCCAUUUCUGUAGUCGCCUCUGAGCCCUCUCCGUCUGCUCUGCGUCCUCUAGGAGGCUUGCUCCAGAAAAGAGGCGAACCCUCUUGGCUGGGCUCAAUGCCUCCGGCUCUCCAUGCUGAUCUCAUGCAAUAACCGUUCCAGUCCAUGUUUUUCCCUACUGCAAGCCCCAGCCACCUUAUUCUCCAGAGUUAGUCUCCUCCCAGCAAGGCUGCCUUCCUUGUUUUAGAGGAAGCAGCUUGGGCAGAGAUUCGAGUGUUGUGAUGUGGGGGGCGAUGCAGGAGGGGUGGGCUUGGGGGCUGUCUGGAUGAACCAAACCACUGAUAACCUUGCGAGCUGCUUAGCCUUUCUGUGUGGUGGUGGGAGGUGCACUGAUUCCAGGAAUGGAGGUCUCUGCUGGAGACUCCCGCCUCUUCCUAAACUUUCUAGGAGUGGGAGCUCCCAUUCAAGCCGUGUGCGUGGGGGGGUUAUUUAGACAGCACUGCCGCUUGCCUUUGUUCUGUGGUGUGUGAGCGUGAGCAAGGGUUUGGAGCAGCCGAGAGUUGGUUUGCACCUAGCCAAGGAGUCUUGGUGUCUGUUCCAGAACUGGGCUCUGAUUGAGUCCCUGAAGGGCAGGGGAGGUACAUAACCACCAUUUCCACCACAGCCUGAAGUCUUAGCUGGUGAUUCUGGAAGGUGGUGUGGAAGGAGCCAUGUUCCCUUGAGCAAAGGAUGCUGUAGGGUACAGGUGGCCAGAGAGUAGCCUGCAUGUGUUGCACCGUUGUGGCCAUCUGAGCUGCAGCCUGUGGAGGGCACACAUCCCAGCAUGCACUUCUCCAGUCACCUAGCGCACGCUGACACCCAUUGCAUGCUGGGACUUGUAGUCUCCAGAGGCUGCACUUUUAUGGAAGACUGAAGACGGCAGCCACCAUCUGCGUUUCAUGCCGAUUCAGUGUGGCCCUUGUGCUCCUGGCAAGUUGUGGACACAGCUGGGCAAAACCUGGGCACCAUGCCUCCCAGCAGGGGUCUCGUACUCCAGUUGGGCACAUCAGAGAUGGUGGCAUGGGACAAGAGGUGACUUGCAGUGUGGAGUGCACAGGGCGAAGUGAAGUGGCACCUCCGUACGAACUGUGAUCAGUGAGCAAAGGCCAGCUCUGGGUGUCUUUUUAAAAAGAAAAUGAAAAAAUGUGGAAACAAUGUGAGGUGACAAAAAAAAGUGUAAAAUACCAGAAAACCCUUUGACAGGAGAGUGUUCUGUUUUUUACGUAAUGACACACAUUUUUAGUUUAUUUCAGAAUAGUGUGGAGGGGGGAAUAAUAAAAAAAAAUAACAAGCAAAGCCCCAAUUCCCUUCCCCCAGUUCUCGGUGAUUUGAUUUGUUUGUCUCUUUCUGAUAGGUUGGAAAUUGUGUAAUAAACUUGAUGACGUUGUCAAUCUUUUAUACCGCAUUGUAUGUUUUCUUUAUUUUCCUUUUGUAACAAAAUUUUUUAAAUAAUAAAUGGGGUGUGAGCUGUUUUACGGAA
Pelodiscus sinensis (Chinese soft-shelled turtle) is the source of this 3620-nucleotide messenger RNA. NCBI's taxonomy places the organism in Eukaryota, Metazoa, Chordata, Testudines, Trionychidae. The record is from RefSeq and is a predicted model, not a curated record.